Tribolium madens (black flour beetle) is the source of this 1366-nucleotide messenger RNA. Its product is annotated as techylectin-5B-like. Bases 34 to 1251 code for a protein of 405 amino acids. The transcript has 5 exons. Lineage: Eukaryota; Metazoa; Arthropoda; Insecta; Coleoptera; Tenebrionidae. The record is from RefSeq and is a predicted model, not a curated record.
AGUUAGUAGUGGCGGUGUUCCCCGAGCGGAAGAAUGCACGGGAGAGUGCUUUCAGUUUUGUUUUUAGUUUCCGCUGAAAUUGCGGCCUUUCAGCAGCCUGAAAAUGCCCGGUUUCGGCGAGCUAGGGUCAGACACGAGGCGCGCAAUGCCUCCAUGACGGCUUACAAUACGGACCAGCUCGAAUACAGACUCAAGCGUCUCGAAGUCCAAUCUGCGAAACAAACUUCGGAAUUAAAAGAAAGCAAUCGGAGACUUCAUGCCCUCGAAUCGCAAAAUGCUGACAUUGAAACAGCCCUUAAAGCACUCCAGAGUGAAUUAGGACAUGUUUCUGACCAACCCCAACCACACACAAAUUUACAAAUCGAUAACCUGGAAAAAGGACUUCAAGUUGUUGUGGCUGCACUUAGAAACAUCAAUUCGGGAAUUGACAAUCUCAGGAAAAACAUUUCUGAAAUUGCACUUAAGUCUAAUUCAAAACUUGCAACAAAACCAUUGCUCAGCUUCCCUGAGAAUUGCAAACAGGUGCAAGAGAGGGGCAACAACGUCUCUGGAAUUUACCGAAUUCGGCCUGAAUUGGCCUCGCGGCCUUUUUUGGCCUUAUGCGAGUUAUCGUCGCAAGGGGGAGGUUGGACUUACAUCCAGAACCGCUACACAGGAGUCCAAGAUUUCUACCAAAACUGGCACAGCUAUAAAACUGGUUUUGGCAACCUAGGGGGCGAAUUCUGGUUAGGUCUCGAAUACUUGCACCAACUCACAGGUUCGGAGGUUAACGAAUUACUCAUCGAGCUCGAGGAUUUGGACAAAACUAGGGUUUUCGCCCAUUAUAGCGCUUUCAGUGUUGGUAGCGAAGCUGAAGGCUACAGUUUGAAGGUUCUGGGGGGUUAUAAUGGGGAUGCGGGGGAUUCUCUAACAUACCAUGCCGGGAGUAAGUUUAGUACCAAGGAUUUGGACCAGGACGAGUGGCCGGAAGGGAGUUGCGCGCAAGCACAUGGUGGGGCUUGGUGGUACCGAAGUUGCGACAUGAGUAAUCUAAACGGAAAGUAUCUGAAAGGCGAGGUUCCGGAAGAGUUUAUGUACCAAGGGAUGUAUUGGGGAGGGUACCAUGGACCGAAGUAUAGUUUGGGGAAAGCUAGGAUGAUGAUAAAUUUGAAAACAACAUGGGGGCGUAUUCAGAAGAACAAUAAGAACAUUUUCAUCAAGACAUCAUGGACUUCAAACAUCGUUAUUAGGGCCAAUACAACGAAAAUAUGAUGGGAGUUUGGUGUUUAGUGAGACAAAGUACUUAUAAACAUGAAAGUAAAAGAUAUACUAUUUUGUAUUUUUUUGUAAUUUGAUAUGAUAUUAAAAGCUGAUAAAAAUUUGUACA